Ipomoea nil (Japanese morning glory) is the source of this 3758-nucleotide messenger RNA. Its product is annotated as probable LRR receptor-like serine/threonine-protein kinase At4g26540. The record is from RefSeq and is a predicted model, not a curated record. The coding region runs from base 235 to 3540 and encodes 1101 amino acids. Gene Ontology annotation, biological process: protein phosphorylation. Gene Ontology annotation, molecular function: protein binding; ATP binding; protein kinase activity. The transcript has 3 exons. Lineage: Eukaryota; Viridiplantae; Streptophyta; Magnoliopsida; Solanales; Convolvulaceae.
CCUAGCUGUUCUUGGAUCCGGAGAUUCUGGUGCAGCUCUCAAUUUAAAAACCAUUUAGCCCACAAAACAUGAUUUUGUUUUCCUCUUCCUCUUCCCCUUCCUUAUCCCCAGGCUCCAACCUCAAGAACACCAAAAACUAAAACAACAAUUUCCCUUCUCUCUCUCUCUCUUGGAGUUUGUAGCAAAAACUAUACAGUAUACACCACUCCACUCCCACCAUUUUAAUUUGCUGUAAUGCCUGUUUUUCCAUGGACCCUUUUCCUUUUUCUUGUUGUUCUGUUCCACCGCUCCGCCGCCGUCAACCGCCAGGGGGAGGCGCUGCUGGAGUGGAAGAGGAGCAUGAAGGGGGCGGUGGAGGCUCUGGAGAAUUGGAACUCCGGCGAUGCGAGUCCCUGUGGGUGGUUCGGCGUCACAUGCAACUUUGAAAUGGAAGUGGUGGGGUUGGAAUUAAGGUAUGUUGAUCUCCACGGCGUUGUCCCUUCCGAUUUCUCGUCGUUGAAAUCUCUGACCAAGCUGGUUUUAACCGGGACGAAUCUCACCGGCGCCGUCCCGGAGGAGAUUGGAGUUCUUCAGGGGUUGAAGCACUUGGACCUUAGCGACAAUGCACUUACCGGCGAAAUCCCGCCGCCGAUUUGUCACCUGCCGGAGCUGGAACAACUUUAUUUGAAUUCCAACCGGUUAACCGGCUCCAUUCCGGCGGAAAUCGGAAAUCUCACCAACUUAGUGUGGCUUAUCUUAUACGAUAACCAGCUGAGUGGCCCAAUUCCGUGGAGUAUCGGAGCCCUGAAGAAGCUGGAGGUGAUUCGGGCCGGCGGCAACAAGAAUCUCGACGGCCCGCUGCCGCCGGAAAUCGGGAACUGUACUAAUUUGUCCAUGAUCGGGCUUGCCGAAACAAGCAUGUCGGGCUUUCUCCCUUCUUCUCUCGGGCAUUUGAAGAACCUUGAGACGAUUGCGAUUUACACCUCUCUUCUCUCCGGGGAAAUCCCACCGGAGCUCGGCGACUGCGAUUCUCUACGGGAUAUCUAUCUCUACGAGAAUUCCCUCACCGGCUCCAUCCCGGCCUCGCUAGGGAACCUGAAAAACCUCCAGAACCUUCUUCUAUGGCAGAACAAUCUGGUCGGUACUAUCCCUUCCGAGCUCGGAAACUGCCGGGAACUCCAGGUCAUCGACAUUUCGAUGAAUUCGUUAACCGGCGGUGUACCGGAGAGUUUCGGGAAUCUGAGUGUGCUCCAGGAGCUCCAGCUGAGCCAGAAUCAGAUAUCGGGUCGGAUCCCAACCAAUCUAGGGAACUGUACCGCCCUCACUCAUAUCGAGCUCGAUAACAAUCAAAUCACAGGGUCCAUACCCGAAGAAUUCGGGAAUCUGUUGAAUCUGACUUUGCUGUUUCUAUGGCAGAACCGCCUCGAAGGCGAGAUUCCGGCCGCCAUUUCUUCCUGCCGGAGCCUACAGGCGGUUGACUUAUCGCAGAACGCGUUGACCGGUUCCAUUCCUAAAGGUGUUUUCAAUCUCCAGGAGCUCAACAAGUUGCUUUUGCUGUCCAAUAAUUUAUCCGGAGCCCUACCGCCGGAAAUCGGGAACUGUUCUUCGCUUAUUCGGUUCCGGGCUAAUGAUAACCAGCUGACCGGGUCUAUACCGCCGGAGAUUGGGAAACUGAAGAAUUUGAAUUUCUUAGACCUCGGCUCGAAUCGGCUUACCGGAGUUAUUCCACCUGAGAUUUCUGGCUGCCGGAAUCUGACGUUUCUCGACCUGCAUUCCAAUUCAAUUUCCGGUACAAUGCCAGAGAAUCUGAACCAGAUUGUUUAUCUCCAGUUCGUUGAUUUUUCGGAUAAUUUGAUUGAAGGUACGUUGAGUCCGAGCCUUGGAUCACUGACUGCACUCACCAAACUCGUUUUAGGAAAAAACCGGUUUUCUGGCUCGAUUCCGAGUCAACUCGGUUCGUGUUUGAAGCUACAAUUGAUUGAUUUGAGUAGCAACCGGCUUUCCGGUAACAUUCCAGCGGGUUUAGGUAAGAUUCCGGCGCUGGAAAUCACGUUAAAUCUGAGUUUGAAUCAACUUUCCGGCGCGAUUCCGGAGGAUUUUACUGCGUUGGAUAAGCUCGGAGUAUUGGACCUCUCUCACAAUCAGCUCACAGGGGACCUCCAUUUUCUCGCCGAUCUCCAGAAUCUCGUCGUGCUCAAUGUAUCGCACAAUAAUUUCUCCGGCCACGUGCCCGACACGCCGUUCUUCACCAAGCUUCCCCUGAGCGUCCUGGCCGGGAACCCGGAGCUGUGCCUUUCCGGCAAAGAGUGCUCCGGCGACCAAAGCGGCGGCGGCGUAAGGCGGAGCAAGGCGGCCAGGGUGGCCAUGAUCGUGUUGUUAUGCACGGCCUGUGCGCUCCUCGUGGCGGCUCUGUACAUUAUCCUUGCCGGCAAGAUUCACGGCCGCGGGGCCCACGGAUUCAAUCUCAACAGCGAUGACGACGUGGAGCUUGGCCCACCUUGGGAGGUCACCGUGUACCAAAAGCUCGACCUGUCAAUAGUUGACGUGGCAAAAUCCUUGACACCUGGCAACAUCGUCGGUCGAGGCCGGACGGGUAUCGUGUACAAGGUCAACAUUCCGGCCGGGUUAGCCAUCGCUGUAAAAAGAUUCCGAGCAUCGGAAAAGCAUUCCGCCUCGGCAUUCUCAUCGGAAAUCGCUACACUAGCCCGAAUCCGUCAUCGGAACAUCGUAAGAUUACUGGGAUGGGCUGCUAACAGGAAAACCAAGCUACUAUUCUACGACUACUUGUCUUGUGGUACAUUAGGCACAUUGUUACACGAAGGUAACGUCGGAGGGCCAAUAAUCGAGUGGGAAACGCGUUUCAAGAUUGCACUAGGUGUGGCGGAGGGCUUAGCUUAUCUGCACCACGAUUGCGUGCCGCCGAUCCUUCACCGUGACGUUAAGGUUCAUAAUAUUUUGUUAGGAGACCGAUACGAGCCAUGCUUGGCAGAUUUUGGACUAGCUAGACUUGUUGAGGACCAAAACGUUGCAUUUUCUGCAAAUCCUCAAUUUGCUGGUUCAUAUGGCUACAUGGCUCCAGAGUAUGGUUGCAUGCUAAGGAUCACGGAAAAAGUUGACGUCUAUAGCUUCGGAGUAGUCCUGUUAGAGAUCAUAACGGGGAAGAAGCCGGUGGACCCAUCAUUCCCGGACGGGCAACAUGUGAUCCAAUGGGUCCGAGAUCAUCUCAAGUGCAAGAAAGACCCGGUGGAUAUUAUUGACCCGAAAUUACAAGGCCACCCGGAUACCCAGAUCCAGGAAAUGCUUCAAGCCCUAGGAAUAUCACUGUUGUGUACCAGUAACCGCGCCGAAGAUCGGCCGACGAUGAAAGAUGUGGCUGCGCUGUUGAAGGAGAUCCGGCACGAGCACUACGCCGGCGCCGGCGGGGAGGGUCAUAAGCCGGAAAAGACGCCGGACGGGCAGUCCUACUCGUCGUCGACGUCGCAGUUGGUGAACUUUCAAGGAUCGUCUAAUUGCUCUCUGGCUUACAUUUCUUCAUCUGCAAGCUAUUCCCCUGGGAAUUGAAGUGAUAAUAAGUUUGGGAUCUAAAAGUAUUAAUUAUUAGGUAGGGAUACAUAGUGGGAGGUUAAGAUUAAGAUUAAGAUUAGCAUUGUAAAGAAGUAGGAGAAAUUUUAGACAGUUUAAUUUGAUGGGAAACAAAAAUAGAAGAAAUUGCUGUUAGUGAAUGUGUAUAGCAAUUUGCAAAUUAAAGGCCAUAGCGAUAUUAUAUUCUUAGUUGGUGG